This is a messenger RNA of Bufo gargarizans (Asiatic toad), 1161 nucleotides long. RefSeq names its product retinol dehydrogenase 7-like. Lineage: Eukaryota; Metazoa; Chordata; Amphibia; Anura; Bufonidae. The transcript is spliced from 5 exons. The record is from RefSeq and is a predicted model, not a curated record. The coding region runs from base 80 to 1033 and encodes 317 amino acids.
GAGCCUCCCUAGCGUCCAUACAGGAAUCUGGAGGGACGCUGGUGCUGGGGAGCAGUCACGCAUUACUACUUCAUCCAAUAUGUGGCUCCCUCUGCUGGUGCUGUUGGGUUUAAUCUUCCUAUACAGACGAUACAGAUAUGGUUUGAUCCUGAAGAAUCUUACAGACAAAUAUGUCUUCAUCACUGGAUGUGAUUCUGGAUUUGGAAAUCUGUUGGCAAGACAGCUGGACAAGCGUGGAGUGAAGGUUCUGGCGGGUUGUCUGACCAAGAAAGGAGCUGAAGACCUAAAGAAGGAGACUUCAAGCAGAGUGCAGACAGUCACUUUGGAUGUUACCAACACUCAGAGUGUUGUUGCUGCAGUCAAGUGGGCAUCUGAUAUUGUUGGCGACAAAGGAAUCUGGGGCAUAGUAAAUAAUGCAGGAAUUAGUAUCCCGAGUAGUAUGAAUGAAUGGAUGACGAAAGAAGAUUUCUUCAAAAUCAUAAAUGUUAACCUCCUGGGGGUUGUUGAUGUGACCAUCCAUUUCUUACCCUUGAUUCGGAAAGCUCGAGGACGAGUGAUCAAUAUAGCCAGUAUAGCAGGAAGACUGACUGUGUCUCCCGGAGGAUACUGCUUGUCCAAGUAUGGAGUGGAAUCAUUUUCAGAUACUCUAAGGCGUGAAAUGAAGCCAUUUGGAGUCAAGGUAUGCAUCAUUGAACCUGGAUUUUUUAACACACAAAUUACAAAUUCAGAAGUGUUAAGAAAAAGUUUAAAAUACAGCUGGGACAAUACUUCAGAGGAAGUCAAAAAAAGCUAUGGAGAGAAGUUUUUUCAGCAAAGUAUGGAGUCUUUGGAUCAAAUGUCAUCAUUGUGUAACACAGACCUUUCUCUGGUCACAAACUGCAUGGAGCAUGCUCUGACUGCCGUUUACCCCUGGACACGUUACUCUGUCGGAUGGGAUGCCACACUCUUCUACUUGCCACUUUCCUAUUUACCUACAGUGAUUUCUGACUUUAUAUUAUCUAUUGGAAUACCUAGACCAGCAGAUGCUAUCUGAUGAUUCUUCUGAAAUUCCACCAAAUACUUGGUAUCUUAAUGAUGUCAAUGGAUGGACCUACAUCUCCAUCCAACCCUACUACCUGUGUAACUUUACAGUUUAAUAAGUAAAGGAAACAGUACUUUGGA